AUGAAGUAUCAAGGUCUUAUUGGCCUUAUCUUUUUAUGUGAACUGAGCGCUGUCUUCGCGGAAGAGUCCACUACUACAUCGAGCUCGUCGUCGGACAGCAAGUUCAACGUUCCAGCGCUGUUCAUUACCUUUCGGGAAUCAUUAGAGGGAUGUGUCAUCAUAUCUCUUCUGUUGAACAUGCUCGAUAAGACGGGAUUACACGAACUGAAGCGAUGGGUUUGGUUUGGAGCGUGCUCUGGAAUCGCUGGCUUCAUUGUGGUUGGUGCAAUUCUUAUCAGCGUGUUCUACGCGAUCAAGUCCUCCGUCCCCGAACAUUUUAUGUACGUGUUUGAAGGAAUCCUUGCUCUGUUCGCCUCCUUCAUUCUAGCAGCUCUUGGACUUGGUUUCUUGAGGCUCAAGGAUCUAGAGAAGAAGUGGGAGAACAAACUCUUCAACCGCGAAAACGUCAAAGCACCUGAUGCGCAGACUUCAUGGGUCAAGCAGAAAAUUGCUCAAUUCAAGGACAUGCUCUCAAUCAGACAUCAGGCUAUUGACGAGGAUGUCAGGUCGCGCGGGGUCACUCCAUGGAUGAUCUUCUUCAUCGCUUUUUCGUCGCUUUUUCGCGAGGGAGUGGAAACGGUCUUCAUGCUUCUUUUCGUCAACGCUGAUCCUGGAGGUCUUGCCCUCGGUGGUGCGGUGGGGAGCGUGUGUGGGAUCGUGUUCGGCUACCUGGUGAUGGUGAUCGGGAAGUACUUUCUGGUUGAUGUGUCAAUGUUCUUCAAUCUGACGACUGUCUUCAUCCUGUUCAUCGCGGCCGGGCUCUCAAGAUACGGUUCGCACGAGUUCGAGGAGCUUGCUGCCGAGUGGGCGGCAGAUAGGAACGAUCCAGUCAUAAUGCGCUCCCUGUACGAUCUGACCGAGUCCUGGGGCCCUGGAUGGACUCACACCACUGGAUGGGGGGCCGUUGCUCGUGUGCUGUUGGGGUAUUCGGACAACCCUACCUUGAUCGAGGCCCUGGCGUACCUCUGCUUCUGGCUCCUGGUCGUCACGAUAAUUCUCAAGCGCUACAAGAGGGGAACCCUCUUCACUCGGUUCGCGCCAGGAAGCAGAGCAUCCUCUGAGUCCGACAUCGAGGAAAAGCCGCAGCACUUCGAUGCUAAAAUGAAUGUGGAACAGCCGGUGCCGUCGGUGGCCAUUGCGUUUCAUCAGCCGCUGCAGGGUGAAAUCUUGCCAGUCUGGACGGCGAUGCAACAUCCAGUGUAA
Guillardia theta CCMP2712 is the source of this 1242-nucleotide messenger RNA. RefSeq lists its product as hypothetical. The transcript is spliced from 2 exons. Gene Ontology annotation, cellular component: high-affinity iron permease complex; plasma membrane. Gene Ontology annotation, biological process: iron ion transmembrane transport. The record is from RefSeq and is a predicted model, not a curated record. NCBI's taxonomy places the organism in Eukaryota, Cryptophyceae, Pyrenomonadales, Geminigeraceae. Gene Ontology annotation, molecular function: ferrous iron transmembrane transporter activity. The coding region runs from base 1 to 1242 and encodes 413 amino acids.